AGCCCGCAGUGACAGGGUCGCUUUGUUUCUUCUCGCGAUCUUUCCUUCCCCCUCCCCCUCCUUCGGUCGUUGCAUCUCUCCGGUCAUGGCUGCUCUCCGUAGCCUCCUCCGGGCUCUCCGUGUUCGGCUCGCCUCCCCCAGGGGCUCCCCCGCCAUGCUGCUGUUGUCCGGGGCGGCAGGGGCAGGCCUGGCACUGUCGUGUUAUGCCGCCUAUCGGGACGGUCGCGUUCAGCACUGGGGAGAGCGACCCUAUCGCGACAUAGUGCGGGUGGCGGCGGCGGAGGAGGGGGGCUCCUGGGCUCGGAGGGGGAUCCUGGUGCCUGUCAGCGCUGCCAAGGAAACGAGCCCACCAGACAGACCCGACUUGGAAGAUCUAGACAUGUUUGCCAGCUCCCGAGAACAGCGCUUCCGUGUGUUUGCCUCACUAGAAUAUGAAGGACAGUUAUAUAUGACCCCAAGGGAUUUCCUAGAAUCAGUUACUACAGAUGAACCGAAAAGUCCUAAGAAGUGGAGAACACUUUCCAAACAAGACUUGAAUAAUUUGCUACUAGACACUCCACCAGUAUGGAAGGGAUCAUCUAAGUUUUUCAGGACACUUGGAGAGAAAGGAAUGGUAUCCUACACCGAGUAUCUCUUCCUCCUCUGCCUGCUAACAAAACCGCAUGCGGGUUUCAAGAUUGCAUUUAAUAUGUUUGACACAGAUGGAAAUCAGAUGGUGGACAGAGAAGAAUUUUUGGUGUUACAAGAAAUUUUCAGAAAGAAAAAUGAAAAGAAGGAACGUAAAGGAGAAGAAGAGAAGUGUGCACAAUUGCGUCUACAACUUUAUGGAUACCUUGCAACAACUAACGGUGUACGUAGAACAGAUUUAGAAGAAUACAAUGCCUCCAGGAGCUAUUGGGACACACUGAGGCGUAGCACAAGCCAAGCUCUCUUUUCGGACCUUGCUGAGGGCAUGGAUGAGCUUUCCAGUUCAAUGAUACAUACCACACUUCUUGUGCAUUUGUUUGGGAAGAAAGGGAAAAUUGAGCUCAACUUUGAUGAUUUUUACAGAUUCAUGGAUAACCUUCAGACCGAGGUACUUGAGAUCGAGUUCCUGUCUUAUUCUAAAGGCAUGAACACAAUCAGUGAAGAAGACUUUGCCCACAUUCUCUUACGCUACACAAAUGUGGAAAACACAUCUAGUUACUUGGAGAGUGUUCGUGUACGGAUCCCAGAAGAAAAGGGAAUCACGUUUGAUGACUUUAGAUCCUUCUUCCAGUUUCUAAACAAUCUAGAAGAUUUUGCCAUUGCAAUGCAAAUGUACAACUUUGCAAGUCGAUCGAUCGGCCAAGAUGAGUUCAAGCGUGCCGUAUAUGUAGCUACAGGCCUGAAGCUGUCUCCUCACUUGGUGAACACUGUGUUCAAGAUCUUUGAUGUUGACAGAGAUGAUCAAUUAAGCUAUAAAGAAUUUAUUGGCAUUAUGAAAGACCGUCUGCACCGAGGGUUCAGGGGUUACAAAACUGAGCAAAAAUAUACCACUUUCCGAGCCUGUCUGAAGAAACAGCUCAAUAGUAGAUAAGAGAAGUCGAAGCACGGACUGAAGGACUACUACACGUGUGUGACAUCUGUCACCAGGCAACACUUCCGAGAGUUAUUCCGGAGUUUUCG
Molecule: messenger RNA, 1647 nt
Organism: Nanorana parkeri
Lineage: Eukaryota; Metazoa; Chordata; Amphibia; Anura; Dicroglossidae
Gene: MICU3
Product: mitochondrial calcium uptake family member 3
Exons: 15
Coding region: 86-1558 (490 amino acids)
Biological process (GO): calcium import into the mitochondrion; mitochondrial calcium ion homeostasis
Cellular component (GO): uniplex complex
Molecular function (GO): calcium ion binding
Source: RefSeq, a predicted model, not a curated record